GAAGGUCUGCAUAUCUCAUCUGUAUUGCACACAAGAAGUUUAUUUUCCAUGCCCUCCUCUUUCUUAAAAGCUCAGAACUUUUCCCUUGAGAAGGCCAGCAGCUCUGGAAGGCCUGUGGAAGAAACAGCCUACAAAAGCCUCUGAGCCUGAGAGUAACUACUGCUUCUGUUUCCAGUGGGAGCACCAAGGUGGGAAGCUGAAAAAUGGUGCUAGAUCUCCUGAGACGCUUUACUCCCCUCCUAUUGCUGCUGGGACUUUGGGGACCAGUCUAUCAAUCUUAUGCUUUGCCUAAGAAAUUCACCAAGGCUAAGUGGUUUGAAAUUGAGCAUAUACAACCAAACCCUCUCCAAUGCAACAAGGCAAUGAGUAAUGUCAAUAAAUAUACUAAAACCUGCAAGCCUCUAAACACCUUUCUGCAUGACUCCCUCGAGAAAGUGACUGCUACCUGUAAGGAGAAGAAGACUAAAUGCAAGAAUGGCCAGCACAAUUGCCACCAGAGCGCAAACCCUGUUAGCCUCACUAACUGCAGUCUCGCUGGAGGGAAGUAUCCUAACUGCAGCUACAAAGAUUUUCCCCAGACCAAGUUCUACAUUAUUGCCUGUGACCCCCCUAAGAAGACAGACCCUCAGUAUCCUUUGGUUCCUGUACACUUAGAUAAGGUUUUGUAAAGGUUUGACCAUUUUGCCUCUCCCUUGGUACAGGUUCCUUUACGCUCUCCUGCCUUUUCUUUUGUUGAUUCCCUGGUUCCUAUGGAAGAAAAAAAAAAACGAGGGUAUUGGGAGAACUAGAGCAUCAAGGACACCAGAUCAGAGUUGGGACAAAAAGAAAUUAUGAUUCUUUCCUGCUUUGGAGCUCUGCAUGUUUCAAAGGAAGGCAAUAAGGAAGAGGGAAAAGAAGGGUCCAGACCUUCCUAUUAUUUUAGCCUGGAAACUUCUGUCAAGCUUUGUUAUACUGCAUUAUCAGCAAUAAAACCACUUUCUUCUGCAUUCUAAUGAGAAUGAGUGAGAUCUCUUUUGUUACCAGAAGAGGACUGACACAAAGGUGGGUCAGUCCCAGCACCCUUGAAAAUAGGCACUACUAAGUGCC
This is a messenger RNA of Pipistrellus kuhlii (Kuhl's pipistrelle), 1086 nucleotides long. RefSeq names its product ribonuclease K3. The transcript has 2 exons. The coding region runs from base 204 to 668 and encodes 154 amino acids. Gene Ontology annotation, biological process: defense response to Gram-positive bacterium; antibacterial humoral response; defense response to Gram-negative bacterium. NCBI's taxonomy places the organism in Eukaryota, Metazoa, Chordata, Mammalia, Chiroptera, Vespertilionidae. The record is from RefSeq and is a predicted model, not a curated record. Gene Ontology annotation, molecular function: RNA nuclease activity; nucleic acid binding.